CUUCUAUGCUAAUUUUUUAGAGCAGAUUAAAAAAAAAUGUCUAGAAAAUCUCUCCAAACACCACAAGACAGGCGUUCCAUGCUGGGCUUUGGAAGUGCUGCUGCCAAACUGAGACAGCAGCAAAGAAGGCCACCAGAGCAAAAACGACUUACAUUCAGUGCAAACAAAUCCCGAAUUCAAAUGUCUGGAAAAAGAUGGUCCAGUCAAGGCUCACACCAAGUGAAGGACUCGCGGCCAUUGAGCAAUAGAGUGUAUCAGAAGCAGAUGAUUGAAGAAAUCUUGGAGUUCUUAAACGAAUCUGGUUAUCCUUACUCAAUUUCACCAAAAGUCCUGUCAGCUCCAACUACCAAAGAAUUUUUAAGAGUUUUUGAGCACUUAUAUGGUUUCCUAAAUACGACAUUUAAAAUGGAAAAGAAAUUUGAAGAAGAAGUUCCACGGAUCUUAAAGUCACUUAGUUAUCCUUUUACAAUAUCAAAAAGCGCCAUGUUUGCUAUUGGAAGUUUACAUACAUGGCCGACUCUACUUGGUGCACUGCAUUGGAUGGUGGAGUUAAUAAAGACUGUGAACACCAUUGAUGUUGAACAAAUAUUGUUCCCACCCUCAUUUGAAGAUGAACCCAUCUGUACACAGCAAGAAAAAAUAUUUUUUGACUACUACAAUGGAACUUACAAAGAGUUCAUGUUGGGAAAGGAUGACUUUUCUGAAGGAAGGGAACAACUCCAAGCGUCUAUAAUUAAGCAAGCUGGCUGUUCAGAAGAAGAUCAUGAAUGCUUAGUUAAUGAUGUGGCUUCACUCGAAGCUGAACUUGCAGAACUAGAAGCAGAGGGUGAUCCCUUAGAAGAAGCCAUCAGGAUAAGAACUUCUCUUGAAGAAAAAAUAGAACAAGAUAUUAUGAAAAUUCAAAAUCUUCAACAAGAUACUGAAGUUUUAAAGCAACAAUAUGUACAAUAUCAAGUUCAAAUCAAAGAAGAAGGUGUCGACUAUGCUAAGCUUGGUGAUCCGUCACAUCAGGAAGAGAUUAAACAUAAGAGUUCAGAAGUGAAAGUUCAGUUAGAGAGACUGAAUGCGGAGAAAGAACGUUUGGAACAACAAAAUUAUGAAAAAGAGAUUAGAUACUCGAAACUGUACGACAAGGCUUGCACUACCAUAAAUCAAUAUAACGACAUGGUGCGUGAACUAGCCUUAAAUCCAAUUAUCACCCAAUACGUAAGCGAGGAUUCUAUAGCACUUUACAUUGAUCAUAACUUAAAAGAUAUGUCCGGCCUAAUUGACUGCAAGCAAAGACUAAAGCCAUCACUCAUCAAGUUAGCAAAUCAAAUUGCAGAUAAUCGCGGUCGUCUAGAAGCUCAGAAGAUCACAGAGAUGGAGAGAUAUGACCACACGAAAGAACUUUGCACAGAAGACGAAUCUGAGAUAGCAGAAUUAAAAUCGCGUUUGAAUAACAUCGAAAAAGAUGUCGAUACACACAUGGAGUUAUUUGAACAAGAGUAUCAAUCUUCAAUGCUCAAACUUCGUGAACAGAAGGAGUUUCUGGACAAUCAGCAGAAAGAGAUAAGUAAAGCGUUACAAGAAGAAGCCAAUGAAUUAGAAGUGAAGAGAAAAGAGACUGAAAUACGACAAUCAAAACAGAUAAAAGAACAAGAGGAAUAUGCAAAUGCUUUGAUUGACUAUUGUAAAAGAAUCGUGGAACACAAACAAUAUAUUGAGAAUCGUGUCAAAAGUAUCGCAAAGAUUUUAGCAGACGAAGUGGAUGCUGCAAAGAAACAACAAGAAAUGAUUCGAAAGAACGAGGAAUAAAAUUGUGUUGCAAAUCGUUUGUAAAUAGACAAAUAUAUGCAAGUUUUUAUUAUUUUCGUACCGUGACACCAUGUUGACUGGCAAUUUUAAUUCGCUGUAAAAGAAUGCACAUUCUGUUGGUGUUUUACUAUUGCGGUUUUACUAGAAAUCACACAUCGUUUUGCAGACAUGUCAAAUCAACGGUGGUGUUCAAAGAGAAUAAACUUUUUGUUAGUUAUGAUAUCGUUGUUAGCAUAAUCAAAAUAAGCUUUUGCAACUAACACCAAGUAAACCAUCUUGUGUACCAAUGAUGACAUACAAAAAGCAUUUGACCUACACCACUAAUGUUUUGGGAUUGUUUCUUUCUUAUUUGGAUAUCUUAAAGAGUGUAGAAGAGCACUCGCUUGUUCUGUAAAUUCUUGAAUCAGUUUCUUUUAGUUAUAUACUGUUUGCUAAAAGUUAUUUCUGAAA
Hydractinia symbiolongicarpus is the source of this 2247-nucleotide messenger RNA. Its product is annotated as kinetochore protein NDC80 homolog. The record is from RefSeq and is a predicted model, not a curated record. Gene Ontology annotation, cellular component: Ndc80 complex. The coding region runs from base 37 to 1797 and encodes 586 amino acids. Gene Ontology annotation, biological process: attachment of mitotic spindle microtubules to kinetochore. The transcript is spliced from 19 exons. Lineage: Eukaryota; Metazoa; Cnidaria; Hydrozoa; Anthoathecata; Hydractiniidae.